AUGCAUUUAUCUUGGCUUCGAAGACAAACCAGACCAGACGCUCUUCUGAAACCCUCAUUAGUGGUUGAAGAUACGACACUCGACGAUGAUCAGCUCGCGUCCAUGUCCACCGAAGAUCUCAUUAGAGCUAUUCUUAAUUUCGACAACGGAAUCACAAGCCUCGAGAAUAAGCUCGCGUCCAUGUCCACCGAAGAUAUCAUUAGAGAAACUCGUUUUCUCAAGGAAGAGUCACGAAGAAGAAAACUAUGUUGUCAUUCUUACGAGGAGAAGGUUAAGGAGGGUAAAGAGAUAAUUAGGGAGUAUGAUGAGAAGAUUAAGGAGAUUGAUAUGGAGUAUGAGGAGAAGAUUAAGGAGAUUGAUAUGGAGUAUGAGGAUUUGGAGUAUGAGGAGAUUGAUGAGGAGAUUGAUAUGGAGUAUGAGGUGAAGAUUAAGGAGGUUGAUAAGAAGUAUGACGAGAAGACUAACGAGAUUUAUAUGGAGUUUCAGGACAAGUUUACGGAGUAUGAGAAGAAGACUAAGGAGAUUGAAAUGGAAUUGAGGAAACUCAUCGGUGAAGAUUGA
Arabis nemorensis is the source of this 561-nucleotide messenger RNA. NCBI's taxonomy places the organism in Eukaryota, Viridiplantae, Streptophyta, Magnoliopsida, Brassicales, Brassicaceae. The record is from the annotation of a GenBank genome assembly.